UUUGUGGUUCCUUUUUCUUGUCCACAAAAAAUCUUUAAGGUUCUGCCCAUUGAUUUUGUUACUGAAAAAUGGCAAACUUUGGUUCAUUAUCUACAACACAUGUAAUGGUCAUGGUAAUGGUUGCGGUGUUAUGCUAUGUGUCAGGGAUCGCCGCCGGACAGGGUUUGGACAUUGCUCCUUUGCCAGGAAUGGAGACCGGAGCAGGGUUCAGUUUGUUAGUUCCGAGGGCUUUGGUGUGGUCUUCUGUGUUGGGAUCUCUUGUAGCUCUGUUGUUGUGCAUAUAGUUUUGAUGUUUUGGAAUUGAGCCUCUGUUCUUCGUUUUCGUCCAGUUCUUACUCCACCCCUUCGUCGAGCAUAAUCCCUAACCUCAAUUGAUGUCUCUUCUUCAUGAGUUAUUUUUUUUCUUCAUCUGUGAUUUCCCUUUUGCUUUUCGCUCAUUGUCUUUGAAGUUUGUUAGAUUUUCCUUCAUCUUGUUCUUCCUUCCAUCACCGUGAUUUCUCCCUUCCAUCACCGUGAUUUCUCAGUGGUUUGAUUGCUUCUUUGGUUUUGUUUAAUCAAUUUUCCUUCAUCUU
Molecule: messenger RNA, 572 nt
Organism: Rubroshorea leprosula
Lineage: Eukaryota; Viridiplantae; Streptophyta; Magnoliopsida; Malvales; Dipterocarpaceae
Source: the annotation of a GenBank genome assembly